Cuscuta europaea is the source of this 1473-nucleotide messenger RNA. The record is from the annotation of a GenBank genome assembly. Lineage: Eukaryota; Viridiplantae; Streptophyta; Magnoliopsida; Solanales; Convolvulaceae.
AUAAUAAUGGUAGCCAUUUCCUCUCGGGUUGAAAAGGUCCAUGCCAGGUGAAUUUAUUGCAGAGCCAAUCAAUAGGCCAAGUCUUGAAGGGUUUAGUCAAACUAUUCUACUUGGUAGCUAGCUUGGCUAAGAUAUUAUAUGCUCUAUAAAUACAUACGUGCAUGAAAGCUAAUUAAUAUCACCAAAAACACUUCCAAACAGCUCAAUAUAUUGCUAGAAUCUGCAUAUAUAAUCAAUAUAUAUUAGUAGCUAUCAUCAUUUCUACUAAUGGCUUCCAAUAGCUACUUCACCUUCAUCAUCUGGUCAACUCUCCUUUUCUCUCUAGCAACGACAGCGUUUUCCCAAAAUCUGUCCCCAUAUUUCUACCAAAAUGUGUGCCCAGAGGCUCUCCCGACCAUCCGGCGUGUCGUGUGUGACGCCGUCAAACAAGAGCGCCGGAUGGGCGCUUCCUUACUUCGUCUUCAUUUCCACGAUUGUUUCGUUAACGGUUGUGAUGGAUCAAUUCUGUUGGAUUCUUCUUCCACCAUUGACAGUGAAAAGAACGCCGUUCCCAAUGCCAACUCGGCUCGAGGGUUUGAAGUCAUUGACCGAAUCAAGUCGGAAGUAGAUAAAGUGUGCAAUGGCGCAGUCGUCUCUUGCGCUGACAUUUUGACCGUCGCUGCCCGAGACUCCGUAGUUGCGUUAGGGGGUCCAUCUUGGGUAGUUCCACUUGGGAGAAGGGACUCCACCACGGCUAGUAGAACUACUGCGGACAGUGACAUUCCAGCACCAUUCAUGGACUUAUCAGCAUUAAUAAGCUCUUUCACAAAGCAAGGACUUGACGUCAAAGACUUAGUCGCACUUUCCGGUGGCCAUACUCUAGGCUUUGCCCAAUGUAAGAACUUUAGAGAUCACAUCUACAAUGAUACAAACAUUGACAAGGGCUUUGCGGCACAACUUCAAACUAUAUGCCCACGUGUUGGAGGCGAUUCAACCCUAGCUCCUCUUGACGCCGGUCCUGCCAUUUUUGGUACAAAAUAUUUUAAUAGCUUGGUGGUAAACAAAGGACUUCUACAUUCCGAUCAAGAAUUGUUGAACGGUGGUCAGACUGAUAGCCUUGUCCGGACAUAUGCAGGAAACUAUCGCAUUUUUUCAAGUGACUUCGCUCAAUCUAUGGUUAAGUUGGGUAAUAUUCAACCAUUGACUGGGAACAAUGGUCAAAUUCGAAAGAAUUGUAGGAUGGUGAACUAAAUUGUGAUAGGAUUAAGUGUGAAUAAUGCAUGAAUGCAAUGUGAUCAAAUUCUUCAUUUUUUUACAUUUAAAAAAGAGUUUAUGAUGAUAUCCACAAAAGUGGAGAACUGAAUUAUUUCCCUUAAUUUUUCUUGUAUUCGGUUCCAAUGUAUUAUGUGUGUUAUUACACUAUUUUUAAUAAAUCAUUGUGUUUCAACUUUUUAUUUAAUUUCCAAUCAACUGAAAUAUAUGUACAUUUCCUCG